AUGUCGAGGAUAAGCCGGGCCACUCGGGCCCUCAGGAAGCCCGAGGCCGGCGGCGUGAUCCGGACCAUCGUGCGGGCAGGCCAGGCCAUGCCCGGGCCCCCACUAGGCCCCGUCCUGGGUCAGCGAGGCGUUUCCAUCAACCAGUUCUGUAAGGAGUUCAAUGAGAAAACCAAGGACAUCAAAGAAGGCAUUCCUCUGCCUACCAAGAUUUUUGUGAAGCCUGACAGGACAUUUGAAAUCAAAAUUGGCCAACCCACUGUUUCCUACUUCCUGAAGGCAGCUGCUGGGAUUGAGAAGGGGGCCCGGCACACAGGUAAGGGGCAGGAGGUGGCAGGCCUAGUGACACUGAAGCACGUGUAUGAGAUCGCCCGUGUCAAAGCUCAGGAUGACGCCUUCGCCUUGCAGGAUGUGCCCCUGUCCUCUGUUGUCCGCUCCAUCAUUGGCUCUGCCCGUUCCCUGGGCAUUCGUGUGGUGAAGGACCUCAGUUCAGAAGAGCUGGCAGCUUUCCAGAAGGAGCGAGCCCUGUUCCUGGCUGCUCAGAAAGAGGCAGAUUUGGCAGCCCAGGCAGAAGCUGCCAAGAAGUGA
Molecule: messenger RNA, 585 nt
Organism: Lipotes vexillifer (Yangtze River dolphin)
Lineage: Eukaryota; Metazoa; Chordata; Mammalia; Artiodactyla; Lipotidae
Gene: MRPL11
Product: mitochondrial ribosomal protein L11
Exons: 5
Coding region: 1-585 (194 amino acids)
Biological process (GO): translation
Cellular component (GO): mitochondrial large ribosomal subunit; ribosome
Molecular function (GO): large ribosomal subunit rRNA binding; structural constituent of ribosome
Source: RefSeq, a predicted model, not a curated record